ACUGUUUGCUCUGCUAAAGAAAAAUAUUUAAAAACUUCCCCAGGACAUGUUGUGUUUGACAAGUUUAAUGACUAAUGAGGGUAAUGUGGAAUCCACAGACUAUUCAAUAUGUAGAAAAGAAGAUGCUUUAUGGGAUGAGUGGGUAAUGUGGUGUUUUAUGGGAGGAGUGGGUAAUGUGGUCCUUCUACUUCUUUCAUUGGUCUUUUUGUGUACCUAACAAAAAUACCAACCUUGAUUGCUGGCAUUCUCAGAGUUCCUUCUCCAUUUUGAGUGGGCAAGACCAAGGGUUGAUUCCCUUGAGAUAGUAAAUAUGUUGCACUUUUUCAAGAAAGAUUUAAAAAUGAUUUUGAGUUUAUGGCCACCGUCCCCUGGUAACUUUUUGUUGUGAUAAAUUUCCAUUUUCCUGGAGUAGAAUGAAUAGCUGCUUCAGGAGUUUAAUGUUGAGCACAUAAACAACCGUCGGAGCAAAAUGAAUACAACUGGAUCUUCAAUGGCAAGUACUAGGUUAAAGUUGUCUACCAGUACAUUUGGAGUAUUUUAUCAGGAUAAAGUUGGUGGUAUAUCUCCAGUCUUUUAAGGUGCCUGUUAGUCCACAUAUCUACAAUUUACGUAACUGGGAUUACCUGUCCGUUCGAAUAUGAGCUUCAUUCCUGAUUUGAAGCCUUGACCUUUGGAUAUCCUUUUCCUCAAAAGGCCAGAAAGUGUAGCGAAUUUUACCAUCAAUGUUUGCCUGAGAGGUGUCUCCCAAGAUAUUGAAAGUGGUCCAGGGUCUUGUCACACUACAACUGGGAAGAGAUGUUCUGCAGCGGGAAUAUAUUAUUAAAAAGCCUUUGGAGUUCUACGUUCAGUGCAAAGUACAUCCUUUCCCAUACUUCAGUGAGCUAAAUCUACGAUGACUUACAAGUACGUAUUGGUGGAGAACGUAACCGACAUUUAUGAAGAGAUUUGUGAUAAAAUAUGGGCGGGCGCAACGAUCCAGAGAUUUAAUUGCGAUUAUUGUGCUGAUAUUUUACAUACAUCACAACGCGAUUAAUGAAUUUGAAACCACUAAUAGUCGAGUCUCGGCAUCUCCACAGCAGAGUCGGCGGGACACGUCACUUCCUUCCUCCGCGAGCGGGCCGGGGAGCAGCUGUCAGCACGACUACUCUCGCGAUUUCUGGUUGCUCCAUUGCGCUGUGCGCGGUGUCUCUAUGGAAUUGGCGGCCUCCGGCAUGAUGGCGGAUUUCGAUGCGAUCUAUGAGGAAGAGGAGGAGGAUGAGGAGCGGGCUGUGGAGGAGCAGCUGCUGAAGUACGCGCCCGACCCAGUGGUGGUUCGGGGCUCGGGACACGUCACUGUGUUUGGUUUGAGCAACAAAUUUGAAUUUGAAUUUCCUUCGCCAUUAACAGGAAAGGUUGCGCCAGAGGAAUUCAAAGCCAGCAUUGGUCGCAUUAAUGGCUGUUUAAAGAAGAAUCUUCCUGUCAAUGUGCGAUGGCUACUCUGUGGCUGCUUGUGUUGUUGUUGUACUUUGGGCUGCAGCAUGUGGCCAGUAAUUUGUCUCAGUAAAAGAACACGAAGAUCGAUCGAGAAGUUAUUAGAAUGGGAAAACAAUAGGUUAUACCACAAGCUGUGCUUGCACUGGAGACUGAGUAAAAGGAAAUGUGAAACCAAUAACAUGAUGGAAUAUGUCAUCUUAAUAGAGUUUUUACCGAAGACACCAAUAUUUCGACCAGAUUAGAAUAAGAUUUUCUUUUUAGAGACGUGUCUUAGUGUGUUGUCCUUCCAAUGGUGCCUUGCAUGGUACUUCCUAGUGAAGAUUGUGAAAAAUCUGACACUUGUAACACCUGCUAUCCAGUUUUUCACUCCAUCUGCUCACUAGUCCGUCCAGAUAUUUUUGCUAACUUUUUAAUAACAGUUGCAUUCCAGACUUCCGAUCUGUUUCAUAUUGUGAUUCAUCGUAACUAACCUCCCCCCAAAAAAACUUUAAGAUUAUUAUUUUGCUCUUUUUAAUGAUUGUUGAUACAUACUUUCUUUUGUACACUCAACCAUUUUACAACAUUCACUAAAAUUAUGUAUGAAAAGAUUAUUAACAAAUUGAUUUUACUGAUAAUGCUUGUGAAUCAUCCCAGAAUUUUCAAUAGUAGAUUGAAAUUGUUAGCUGUAUUUAUUAGAAGCAAUACACUUCGUAUUAAAUUCUGUAUCUGAUACAUGUGGAACAAAUAGUAUUGUAGUGUUGUCCCACUAAAAAUUUAGUUUUAAUGUCCUUUAUUUCUGUCCAUGAAAUUUGAACUUGAAACCUACUGUGCACUUAUUCAGGAACAUAAACUCUUCUGCGAUAUCGAAGUCACAAAUAUGAAGAAGUCUGAGUGAAGAAGCAAUGUCAAAUGGCUCUGGCUACUUCCUAAACAUUUUAACACAAUCCAAAUGGAAAAGAAUACAUUGAAUUAAUAAUGUAGCAAAAAUAGAUGAAGGCUUUUGCAUGCAUUGUAAGGUCACUAGGAGCCAGGACCAUGGAAAAUGCAGCAGGUUUGCAAACAUAAAAUGAACAUUUUGUUCACUAACUGUCAUAUGUGAUGGCUUUAUGACUUCUGUUACUAUGUUUACUUUGUCCUGAACAAUUUAGGUUUACAUGUAGAUGUUUUGAUUUUUCCUGUUUAUAAUUAUAAAGUAGACUGUAUAUUCAACAGAUUCUUGGGUCAGGCCAAAUAGUUUUAUUCUGCACUCUGGAUUGUGGAACCUGUAAAUUAUAUUUGGAGAGGUGCUUUCAUUUUUGGCACUUCAUUGCAUAUUGGCAGAAAUUAUGGUGCAGAUUAUUUUUUUAGCAUUUUUAAUUAUUAGUUUUACUCUGACUUUUAGAAAGUCAAUUUAUUACUUUAAAAUAGGCCCUUGGUUUUGAAGGACCAGCUCUUAUUAAAUGUAAUAACUGAAACAUGAGGGAUGAUCUUUAAUAAAUUUCCAUGUCCUACUUAGUAUCCGUCUUGUUGCCAUUGAAAAAAUGUAUACAAUUAACUUUUUCUUGUUUUUGUGCCCAGCAUAUACUAGUGAAAUUCAAUUUGUAAUAUAUAAAAGUUAUAUAUAAUUUCCUGAUGUGUGAGAUUAUCCAGCGCAUGCUAUAAUUUCUGAAUUACUACAACAAAACACUUCUUUGCCUUGAUCAUUUUAGUCAAUGUGCAUUGCACAAAUCUGAAAUUGAGAUCAAAGGCACAGAUUGUGAAGUAAAUUCACCAAGUUGCUUCACACAUUAAUUUUGAAUAAAAAGUUUUUAUUCUGCUUUGAUAAAGGAGGAAAGAUAUGUUUAGUUUAAUCUGUCUAAAAGUUACCAUAACCUCAUAAACCAAACUCAGUGUUGAUACAACAUUGUUUGAUAGUUAAAUAUUUUCUGUGGUUAAAAGGCACAUUUAGUAUCUCCCAAGAAACACUACUGUAUAAUCAGUGGAUUAAUGGCAUAGUUUUCUAUAAUCAGUAACAUCUCUAUUGAAGUUUAUUUUGCCUACAGCAAUUUGCUGCCUAAUUUUCAGUCAGAUAAUACAUGUACAACUUGUCAUAUGUUCACUGUUUUUGUUGCAUUAGUUUCGAGUUGUGCUCAUUUACUUCAAAUUCUCUUGAAUGUUUCUGCAUGUGAUUCUCCUAGGGAAAACAUCUACAGAGGAAAAAAAAAGCAAUUUCUGCGGAUGGUUAAAUAAGAACUAGUUAUUUCUGAAAUAAAAGACUGACUUAAUGCUGUUAUAUUAAUUCUGCUAAUUUGAAUGUAAAUUUCUUGUGAUUUCAUCAAAGUUGUGGACAUCUUGUAAUGAACAUUCGUGAUGCUUGGAAGUUGAAUUUUGUUUGGCAGAUUUUUUAAAAAAUUGCAGCCUGAAGGUAGCUUCCUCACUCUAUAAAUGUAACUAUGAUGUGAAAGAAAUCGAUGGAUAUGGCUUGCUUUGCCUAUCUAGAUCCUGUUGCAUUCACCAGUUGUUGACGUGAAUGGUGUAAAGUCUGGACUGAUUUGUCACCAUCAUUGAAAGGAAUUCUAAGUCAAUGAGAGAUAAUGUGCUAAGUAUGAGACAGUUAUUUUUUCUAGUGCACCAAAAUCCAAUGCUAAGUUAAGAAUGAUUAGUUUUAUUUAAGCAUAAGAAAUGUAUUGUUACACCAACUCCAUACUAACUCUCCCCACCCCCCACCCCCCACCAUGCCUACAACUCUCUCAUAAACUUCAGGCAAUUUACAAUGUGAGGAGGGCGGAAACUGGAACACUCAGAAGAAAUCCAGGCUGUCAGACAAAUGCGCAAAUUCCAAACAGACAGCAUUGGAGCUCAGAAUUAAAUCAAGGAUGCUGGGGCUGAAAGUAGUAGUUCCUGUAGCCUUUAGGUGGUUCUUAAAGAGCUAAGAGCUAUUGGGAUUUUAAUUUGUUUGUCAGCUUUCUGUGGAGCUUUACUUGAAGCUGGAGUGUAUGGUCACUGCCUUUGUUCCUUCUGACGAGUGGUUGGCCAGCUUCCAAAGCACACAGCAGUCCAGGUUUCUGGGAGCUUGUAGACAACUGCUUGGUGGAAAGGACCAGGAAGUAAGCCUUGCCUGAGAUGUAUCCAAAAUGUUUGCAAAUGACUUCUGUAUUGAGACCACUUGCUUCAA
Molecule: messenger RNA, 4585 nt
Organism: Mobula hypostoma (lesser devil ray)
Lineage: Eukaryota; Metazoa; Chordata; Chondrichthyes; Myliobatiformes; Myliobatidae
Product: cysteine-rich hydrophobic domain-containing protein 2
Exons: 6
Coding region: 936-1715 (259 amino acids)
Source: RefSeq, a predicted model, not a curated record